This is a messenger RNA of Alternaria rosae, 1257 nucleotides long. RefSeq lists its product as uncharacterized. The coding region runs from base 1 to 1257 and encodes 418 amino acids. The record is from RefSeq and is a predicted model, not a curated record. NCBI's taxonomy places the organism in Eukaryota, Fungi, Ascomycota, Dothideomycetes, Pleosporales, Pleosporaceae. The transcript is spliced from 2 exons.
AUGGAUCCCCGACAGGAUGCGGAAGUCGUUCAAGAGGAGGCUCCUCCACCUUAUGGAUAUUCGUACGGACAUGAACUUCCUGCAACGCCGCUCCACGAACUUUCAGACAGGCUUAUGCUCGCCCCAGAGCUUGAAGGGGAUCAUGCGUUUGCUGAGCUAGGAGGCCUCGAAGAGCAAAUCAACGACGAUUCUCUCGACCUUGAAAUGAGUCACGCGUUAUACUCAGAUUUGAGCGAGAGCGAUGAGUGCGGUGCGGCCGCCGCGCCACAGCCACCCCUAAUUGCCGAAGCGACAAUGUUACUCUGGAACUUGAACACCCAGUACCACUUUGCUCCAGCACCCAGUAUGACCAGUGGGAGGCAAUCUCACAAGUCGUCGUCGUCGUCGUCGUCGUCUUCGUCGCCCGUAUCGCCUGUCACACCCAACAUCAACGGCAUUUGCACCGCUCAGCUCCAUUUAAAUCCCGAUCGUACGGCUAGUAUUGUAUCGCCACUUGAAGGUUGCCCGCCCAGCGAUAUCUAUUGGCCAAAUUCAAUUCAGAUGGACACAGACUGGAGUAAUCAUUCGCAUGCCAGUCUUCCUAUGCUGUUGGUAGCAAGUCCCGUGGAGUCUUUCCGCGAUGACGCACACCAACAAGCAAAACGCUUCGAAGUUCGGCAGGAUGAUUAUCUGCAAUCUCCGACAUUGUUCGAUCUUACGAACACUGAGUCAUAUAUUCCCGUUUUCUCAUCACCAAUUUUGUCAGGCCACUCCUUGCUAGAGCUUCGUUCGCAUCGGCAUGACGCAACUGGUCUUCGCUUCGGUACUUACGAACGCUCUGAUGACCAGGAAUGGCAAUUUUGUGGUGGAUAUGAACGACAUACUACCAGGGAUAAAGACAUCAAACAUCCGGAAUCUGCGGCUGACCAACCGGGAUCCCUAGAGUACGCCGAUCGCUUCGGAAGAAUUCAGAGACCGUCGACCAACUACAUUGAACUGGAAGACCAUCAAGACCCUCAAUUUUGCGAGGCGCCGGAACAAAACGAGGACGAUUCUGCUCUAGCGCACUGUGAUAAGUGCGGCAAAUCAUUUCGUGGCAGGUAUCGGAAAGGCAACCUGCGACGGCAUAACAUUGCCUUCCAUGGCCCACUCGCCCUCGCCGUCAGGUCCACAUGCCGCGUUUGCAAACGGGCUUACAAGCGGGCGGAUGCGACCCGUAAACACGAAUGGAAGAAGCACCGUAUGCUGGACGCAAUGCCCAAGAAGCGAGCGAAAUAG